Molecule: messenger RNA, 2361 nt
Organism: Lycium ferocissimum
Lineage: Eukaryota; Viridiplantae; Streptophyta; Magnoliopsida; Solanales; Solanaceae
Product: AP2-like ethylene-responsive transcription factor AIL6
Exons: 9
Coding region: 387-1979 (530 amino acids)
Biological process (GO): regulation of DNA-templated transcription
Molecular function (GO): DNA binding; DNA-binding transcription factor activity
Source: RefSeq, a predicted model, not a curated record
UCUCUUCAUUUAUUGAGUUUUUUUAGCUUUGCAUGCUUUUUCUCUCCUCUUUUUAAGUCUUUUUUUCAAGAACCACUUUUGUCCUUCUAGUCAAAAGAACAACAAGAAGUAGAAAAGAAGAGAAAAGAAAAGAGAAGAUCUUACUCUUACUUACAUAUAUAUAUAAACAGAUAUAUCUAAAAGUGUUUUAUAUUUUAAAACACCUUUUUUUCUGUUUUUUUCUCAGCUUGAUCCUUAAUGGGUUGAUGAUAAGUUUGAGGUAUAACUCAAUAGUAGUCAAGUUUUAUUUUUUCUCUUUUCUAAGUCGGUUUUGGGUAUUUGGAUUUUUAGUUUUCUUGGUUUUAUUUUAAGGAGUUUUUUAAGGUUCUUGAUUUUUUUUUCCUUCAAUGGCACCAGAUAACAACAACAACUGGUUAUCAUUUUCUCUGUCUUCAAUGGAAAUGUUGAGCUCUUCUUCACAUCAUCAGUCUAAUUCUAUGCUUCAUCAAUCCAACAUGAAACUUGCUCAUCCAACUAAUUUUGAUCUUGGUCCUUCAUCAGCUGACUCUCAUAAUUACUAUUUUGCUGAUAACUUCUUUCCUCAUGGUUGGUCUAAUCCAAAACCACAAGUGAUGUAUUCUGAAGGUGAAAAAGAAGUUUUAGGACUUAACAUCAAUGGUGACACAUCUAUAUUUCAAAACUUUAUGGACUCAAAUCCACCAAAGCUUGAAGAUUUUCUUGGUGGUGACACAUCAUCUUUGACUCAAGACUCAUCAUCAUUGACUCACAUCUAUGAACAACAACAACAAAAUGGUUCUCAAGCUUAUAAUAAUAGCUUUAAUAAUGAGCAUCAAGAUCUCAAAAAUAUAACUGGUUUUCAAGCUUUUUCAACUAACUCAGGUUCUGAAGUUGAUAACUCUGUUGGUACUGAGUUUGGUGGUACUGAAUCUUGCAAUGAGUUAGGUUAUUCACAGUGUAUGGUGAAUAAUAAUAAUGUUAAUGUUGGUGGUGGUGCUUUGUCAUUAGCUGUUAAUACUAAUGUUAAUCAGUACUUAGAAAAAGAAAAAGAAAAAGAAAAAGCUAUUGUUGAUGAGAGUUGUAAGAAAGUUUCUGAUACUUUUGGUCAAAGAACUUCCAUUUACAGAGGUGUAACAAGACAUAGAUGGACAGGAAGAUAUGAAGCUCAUCUAUGGGAUAACAGCUGUAGAAGAGAAGGCCAAGCAAGAAAAGGGCGUCAAGUGUACUUGGGUGGAUAUGACAAAGAAGAAAAAGCAGCAAGGGCAUAUGACUUGGCUGCUCUGAAGUAUUGGGGUCCCACAGCUACCACCAACUGCCCUGUUUCCAAUUAUUGUAAAGAACUGGAGGAAAUGAAACACAUGACUAAGCAAGAAUUCAUUGCCUCUCUAAGAAGGAAAAGUAGCGGGUUCUCCCGAGGAGCUUCGAUAUACCGCGGGGUGACAAGGCAUCAUCAACAAGGCCGUUGGCAAGCAAGAAUCGGCCGAGUUGCUGGAAACAAGGAUCUUUACCUAGGAACAUUUGCGACUGAAGAGGAAGCAGCAGAAGCAUACGACAUAGCAGCAAUAAAGUUCAGGGGAAUGAAUGCAGUGACCAAUUUCGAGAUGAAUCGAUACGAUGUCGAAGCCAUCAUGAAAAGCGCCCUCCCCGUUGGUGGGACCGCAAAGCGUCUGAAACUCUCCCUCGAGUCUGAGCAGAAGUCAUCGUCGAACAAUCAGUUGACUCAAUGCAACAGCAGCAGCAGCAACAAUAGCAGUAGCAAUAACAUCAAUUUCGGGGCAAUGCCACCUGUCUCUGCAAUCCCGUGUGGGGUCCCAUUCGAUACAACCACCCCGGCUUUCUAUCACCACAACUUCUUCCAGUACCUCCAGUCUGGCAAUGCAGGUGGGCCUGAUGCUUCCGGUAAUGUGACUUCAAUGGCAGGUACAAUGCCGUUACUGCCCUCGGCCGCUGAGCUCUUCAUCUGGCCUAACCAAUCCUAUUGACCAACCUAAAAAGGAUUGCUAGCUAGCUAUAGUUCGACUAAUUAGCGAAAAUUCGACUCUGCUAAUAUGUUAAUCGUCUAUUAUUUCAUGCUGACCCUUUGUUUUCUGACCCGCGAAAGAAGUUUAGCGUAGCGUUUAACCGGUUCUUGUCAGGUUCAAAUGUUGUAAAGUACCUUUAAUUCAGAGACUUAUAAGUAGUAGAUGCAAUGUUGACAGGGUAUUUAGGGAGCACUCAUUGUGGAAAAAUUUUGCUUUUCUUUUUUCUAGUUUCCUCAUCUUUUUUGAGUUGCUCCCUAGGACCAUAUGAACUUGGUGAACUUUCUGGUGGUUGAAUUGACAUAGAAAAAAAGAAAAUGAUAUAAAGCUCUUUACAUUUUGCAGU